Messenger RNA from Colletotrichum scovillei, 3182 nucleotides. RefSeq names its product is centromere binding protein at prophase. The coding region runs from base 911 to 2950 and encodes 679 amino acids. The transcript is spliced from 7 exons. The record is from RefSeq and is a predicted model, not a curated record. Gene Ontology annotation, cellular component: RZZ complex. Gene Ontology annotation, biological process: endoplasmic reticulum to Golgi vesicle-mediated transport; mitotic spindle assembly checkpoint signaling. Lineage: Eukaryota; Fungi; Ascomycota; Sordariomycetes; Glomerellales; Glomerellaceae.
AAUUGCCCGUAGCUCAUCGCCCGGUUUUAUGCGGCAUCGCUUCGAAGACGAGGCAAAGCCCUCCUGUCGCCCGUUUCUUGGCUACAUAUUUGCAGAAUCACGUCUCUGAACUCUAGGCGAACCUUCCCAAACCUCGAUCUACCGCGUUCCAUUUCCUGCCUGCGACCUGCCCGGAUACCUGACGCCCCGACCGAAGCGGCCCCGCGAUAUCGAGAGCUUCACGGAGCCACACGCGUGACCCGCGCACGACAGCGAAACGAGACGAUGGCCGUCGAAACAGAUCAGAAUGCUUCUGCGCAGCUCGGAGAGGCCGUAGUUGCCUUUGCGCUCGAGGGGCGCUUCCCCGACGAGCAGGUGUCAUCGCUGUCAAUGUCCUCUUCGGAUUUGUCGCCGGCGAUUGAUGCGCUGGAACGAGCCAAGGGUGAUUUGGAGGUAAUGGGAGGCUCACAGCGAGCAAUGACAGCCACUUACUGAUGCAUGCGCAGUCUGAAAUCCACACAAUAAACGAAGAGACCAAGGGCGACGUCAGCUCGUGGGUGCACAAUGCGAAAACGCUACAGGAAGACAUCUUGCGAUCCAAGAGGCUGGCCGACGAUAUCGUCCGACAAUCGGAAGCGCCGCAGGUUUCGGGAAAGGCUAUACAAGAUGCGGAGGACCACAUUCAGUUUCUUGAGAAGGAGGUGCUUUACACGAACCAGCUGCACGACGCCCUCAGGGGUAUCCAGCACGUCAACGAGCUUUUGGGGGAGGUCGAGCAAGCGAUGAACGAGCGGCGCAUCAUCGAUUCGCUGCGGUGGCUGGAGAGUAAGGACCGAAUGAUGGCAUCGGCAUCAGGGCGAGGGGCUAACGCUGGGCAGAAUCUUGGACGGAACUCGAUGCCGUCCCAGUCAACAAGAAGGCAUGCCGGAUUAUGAGGCUCCUUGAUGUAAGGGCUUUCGAGCUAAAGUCACACGUCCACGACGUCUUCGACCACGUCUGGGCAUCGCUUGUUCACACGGACCUCAAAGCCGGCUCCCUGGCAAUCUACAACAAGUUGGAUGACGAGCAAAUGACGCUGUCGGAAGCCAUCAUUGGUCUCCAGGCUUACAAAGAGGUUGAAGAUCGCAUGUCCAAGCUGUGGCACGAUGUCGACAAGGCCAUUGUGUUUCCGCGCAUGGACACGCAAGCUUCAUCGCUGCCUUCCAUCCGCGAGACUGAGAACGUUGUGGAAUUAAAUGGUCAAGCUGGAAAAUCAAUCGACGAGCUAUUCACGGAUCUCCAAAAGGUAGUUGAGUUCCUGGCCAAGCGACUGACACCGGAUCUCCUCAUGUUCUUCAGCCCCAUCAUGAUGAGCGACCUGGUCCCGAGGCUCAUUUCAGUCUGGCUCGACUCGGAAGUACCCUCAAAUCUCAAGGAUCUUGGGAGGUUCCAGGCUGUCAUCGAAUCUGCACGGCGCUUUUGCGAGGUUCUUGAAGACAACGGAUUCACUGGGUUUACGGAGCUCAAGGAAUGGGUUGGCAGUGCGCCGUCAAUAUGGCUUGCAAAGUGCAGAGAAACAGCCCUUGAUUCGGUCAGGGUGCAAAUGUCCAACGGUCUCGGUGCCACAAAACAAGUAGAAAAGGUGGAAAAGCAGAUGGUAUCCCGGUCCGAAGGCAAGGAGUUGACGGCGAACGGUGUAGCCGGUACCGUUGCAGAAGAUGACUGGGGUGCUGAAUGGGGAGUUGACGACGACGAGGAACCGGAAGCCAAAGACGACACACAAGAGGAAGACGACGGUGCCGAUGCCUGGGGAUGGAACGAUGAGGAGCAAACUACAGAGACCGCACAAGAGGAGACCGCGCAGGUUGAGGAAAAGACGGUAGACGACGAGGACGACGCAGCCGACGCGUGGGGUUGGGGGGAUGAUGAUGCGACAGAGCAAACGGAGCCAGAACCGAAGCUCCAAGCACCAAAGACGCAGACGAAGAAGCACAAGACGGUGUCUACUGCACCAGACGAGAGCAGGGAGAUGGUUCUCAAGGAGACGUACCACAUCUCCUCCAUGCCGGAGCCGGUGCUGGAGCUUAUCCUGGCCCUCCUGGAAGACGGCGCGGCUCUGACACAGCCCGAAUACGAAAGCAGCCCAGUGGCAGCCGCCGCCCCGGGCCUCUUCAGUCUGCCGACGUUCGCAUUAGCCAUGUUUCGAGCAGUGUCGCCGCACUACUACUCACUCGACAUUGGCGGGAACAUGUUCCUCUACAACGAUGCCAUGUAUCUGUCCGAGAAGCUGGCUGAUUUGGCAUCAACGUGGAAGUCACGCGGGGAUCUCACCACACGCGCCCAGAACAUGCUGCGCAUAGACAACGACAUCAAGAGCCUGCAGAACUUUGCGACGCGCGCAUACACUAACGAGCUGGGGUUGCAGAAAACGGUGCUGCGAGAUCUGCUAGGAGGCGAUCAAAGUCUCAUGCAGCAGGAUGAACUGGACAGUUGCGUGGACUCGGCACUAGCGCGGGUCAGAUCCAUGGCGGUGACAUGGGAAUCGAUUCUCGCGCGCUCGGUGUGGUACCAGGCGGUGGGGUCGCUCCUGGAUGGGCUGUCGUCCAAGAUUAUCGGGGAUGUCAUGGACGCGUCGUCCAUCGGGCAGGACGACGCGUACGGGAUCGCGAAGCUCAUUGCAAAGGUCACGGAGCUCGACGACCUCUUUCUGCCGUCGCGGACCGCGAGUGCGAGCACGGGGGCAGCGGCAGCAGCAGACGAAAUUCCGACAACGGCGCAGUACGCGGCCACGUGGCUCCGUCUCAAGUACCUGAGCGAGGUGCUCCAGUCCAACCUCAACGAGGUCAAGUACCUCUGGUGCGACAGCGAGCUCAGCCUGUACUUUUCGGCGGACGAGGUCGUGGACCUCAUUGAGGCUAGCUUCGACGCUAACCCGCGGAUGAGGGAGACCAUCCGGGCGAUUCGGGAGACUCCAAGCCCCGUGCACGGCUAAGGGAGGAGGGGACGGAUAACACCGGACGGUUGAGCCGGAGGGCCCGGGCAGACGGCGCAAGAGCCGGAGCGAGAUGAUGGGAUGAUGGCUCCGCUUGCGGUCGGGGUUAUAGUCCAUGAUGACGGGUGAUGGGGGGCGAGACGUAAAGUCUUUUCCGAGGCGAAAGAAGAAUAACAUACAUUUAGCGUUUCUGGUGUAUUGGCCAAUUUCAAGGUGCUACAUUGCCUUUUGA